Molecule: messenger RNA, 1399 nt
Organism: Chara braunii
Lineage: Eukaryota; Viridiplantae; Streptophyta; Charophyceae; Charales; Characeae
Source: the annotation of a GenBank genome assembly
CCGCUCAUCCCUGUGGUCUUUGCCAAACCCGAGGACGAGUUCGAACUUUCCGAUAGCAUGUCUAUUUCAUCAGACCAAUUACCCCAAACUUACAUCAAAAUUCAGACUCCGUCCGACAUCGAAAAUACAGGGCAGAUACCCUUGUCAGGUUUCUGUCCCGACAACGCGACACAGGAAGAGCAGCACAAGGAGUUCCUUGCCAAACUUGUGACCCGGUUGGUUUACACUUGUAACCACCUGCAGUCCGACCUGGUGAAUCUCCGACGGGCGGUGCGAAACCACAAGGAUCUGCACGAGGAUGCUACACGGGCACUUGAUUCCCAUGUGCAGGACUUGGAGCAAGUGGCACCAAGAGCAAAAGUUGGCGAGUCCAGCAAUGCACCCUCUACCCGCCAAUUGGAGGAACGAGUUGACCAUGUACUCGCAAUGCUCGGCGACAUCAGCACCUUCGCUGCAAUAGCCACCAUCAGCAAGCAACUGAACACCUUGAAGACCGAGGUUCAGCAACUGCACCAGCUGCCCAACAAGGAUGGCAACACCAGUGCGCAGCACUACAAGAUGCCGACAUUCCGCAUCGAAAAGUUCGACGAUUAUACGCAUCAAGACCCGGUCCCCUGGUGGGAGGGCUUUACGACGGAACUUCAGAUUCUUUUUGUCCCCGAGCACUCGUACAUCGACACGUUGUUCCUCAACUCAAAAGGCGGAUGCCAGAUUUGGCUCAGCCACCUGGCGUCCAUCCACGGCGUCCAGGUCGCCGAUCUACAUGAGAAGAUCUCUAGGGAAGAGUUGACGAGGCUAUGGAAGAAGCGGUUCAUCGUGGACGACGCCCCGAUGCUCGCCAUCAACCGACUCUUCAGCAUGACCCAAGGCAACACAUCGACAUGCGACUGGCUCACGGAAUGGCAAAAGAUCACUGUGACACCCGAUCUUGAGUUGCCAUUUUCGCAUCUGCGCCAGGAGUUCUACAACCGGUCAUGCGCCGCCUUGAGCCUCGCACUUGGUGAUCGCGAUCAAUACACGACCUUCGCCGAAAUCAUCGAUAAGGCAAGGAAGAUCAUCAAGACCAAUAGAGCGGCUGCACAUGAGAAGUCGGCAUGGCAACCAACCUAUGUGGAAAAAGGGAAAUUUGAUCCGCGUCCGCAACAUGUUGCUGCAGUCCAACCGGACAACAUUGUGGAAGACCCGGCAACCACCCAAGCAUCACGUGAGGGAGAUCAGGUGGCCACCGUCCAGCCGCGAAGCAACAACAACUCCCGUAAUAAAGGGAAGAUGAAAACAGCAUCGCCGAUAGGAAACGGAUAGCCAGCACCAUGGGUGAAGUUCAACUUGACCGAGGCCGAAUACAAGUACCACGGCCGAUACGGUUGUUGCUAUUGGUGCAAUAGCACCAAGCACAAGA